Plasmodium berghei ANKA is the source of this 3558-nucleotide messenger RNA. Its product is annotated as asparagine and aspartate rich protein 2, putative. The coding region runs from base 1 to 3558 and encodes 1185 amino acids. The record is from RefSeq and is a predicted model, not a curated record. Gene Ontology annotation, biological process: maturation of SSU-rRNA from tricistronic rRNA transcript (SSU-rRNA, 5.8S rRNA, LSU-rRNA); endonucleolytic cleavage of tricistronic rRNA transcript (SSU-rRNA, 5.8S rRNA, LSU-rRNA); ribosome biogenesis. NCBI's taxonomy places the organism in Eukaryota, Apicomplexa, Aconoidasida, Haemosporida, Plasmodiidae. Gene Ontology annotation, cellular component: nucleus; 90S preribosome. Gene Ontology annotation, molecular function: GTP binding; GTPase activity; U3 snoRNA binding. The transcript has a single exon.
AUGGAUGAAAAAAGAAAACACCAUAAAAAAAAGAAAGUUGGAAAAAAAACUAAAAAUAAAAAAAUCAACAAAAAUGUAAAUAAAAAAUAUCAUAAGGCCUUUACAUUUAGUGGAGGAAUAAAUAGUGCACAUCGACGAAAGCAACAUUUAUAUGAACUUGAAGAAAAAAAGUUACGAAUUGAUAAAACAAUAAAAGAAGGAUAUAAAAAUAGUCCUAUUAUUAUAGCUAUUCAUGGUCCCAAAGGUGUUGGGAAAAGCACAUUAAUAAAAAGUAUAAUUAAACAUUACGUUGGUGUUAAUAUAAAUGAAAUAAAUAGACCUAUAUCUAUUUUUACAAAAAAUUUAAAAAGAUAUACAUUUAUAGAAAUAAAUGAUGAUAUACUUCAUAUGAUUGAUGUUGCAAAAAUAGCAGAUAUUUGUUUGCUAGUAAUUGAUGGAAGCUUUGGAUUUGAAUUAGAAACAUUAGAAUUUACAAGUAUAUUGAAUACUCAUGGCAUGCCCAAAGUUAUAGGGGUUGUUACAAAUAUGGAUAAAUUUAAAGAUAAUAAAAGUAUACGAAAAAGAAAAAAAAAAAUUAAUAAACGAUUUUCAGAAGAAAUGGUAGAAGGGUCGAAAAUAUUUUUUCUUAGUGGAAUACAAAAUAAUAAAUAUAAUAAAACAGAAAUUAGAAAUUUAUGCAAAUUUUUAUCAGUUAUGAAAAGGCCAUUAAUAUCUUGGAGAAAUCAACAUGGUUAUAUUCUUGGUCUAAAAUUAGAUAUAGAAAAUGAUGAAUUAUAUAAAAAUAAAAAUAAAGAUAGUCUUUUAAAAAAACAAAACGAUUUUGUGGAUAAUGAUGAUAUCCAAUUAGGGCAGUUUUUCGAUAAAUGUGAUAAUGAUGUAUCUGUAUAUGUAGAAGGAUAUAUAUAUGGAUCAAAAAUGUAUAAAAAUCAAUAUGUACAUAUCCCAAAUAUUGGAGAUAUUAAAAUAGAAAAUAUAAAAAUAUUAGAUGAUCCAUUUAAAUUAAAUCAAGAAAAAAAAACUCCAAGUAUUUAUGCCCCAAUGUCAGAUGUUGGAAAUCUCUCUUUUGACUUUGAUAAUAUGUACAUCCAUAUUCCAAAUAAUAAAAUUAACUUUACAAAACCGGAACUAAUGCAAAAAGGGGAUCAAAACAAGCAACACAUGGGCGAAGAACAAAUUGGUAAUAUAAACGACGAAAAUGAUAAUGCAAAUGAAGAAAGUGAUAAUACAAAUGAAGAAAGUGAUAAUACAAAUGAAGAAAGUGAUAAUACGAGUAAUGUAAAGGAAGCAAAUGAAAACUCAAAGUAUUUAACAGACAGUAUUAGAAUGGUAAGGGAAUUACAAGAUUGUAAAUAUGUUUUUUCUAAAAAUACAGAAGAAGAUAAUAUUAAAUUAUUUGAUGUAAAAGAAAGUGACAUUCAAGGAAAAGGAGAAGAGAGGCGUAAAGCCCCAUCAAAUGUUUAUAUUAGUGAAAAACAAAAAAAAAAAAAAAUGGCGGAAAAUUAUAUUAAUGAAAAAUCUAAAGAAUAUAAUAAUUUACAAUCAAUUUUAUAUGAAAAAAAAAACAAAGAAGAUGAUUAUAAUUAUAUUUCGAAUAUAAAUAUAUCAGAGAAUGAAGGAAAUGAUGAAAAUGAUAAAAGCUAUAAUGAUUUUUAUAAAAAAUAUGCUUUACAAAAAGAUAAAGAAAUAGAAAAUAUUAAAUCAGAUUAUGAUUAUUAUUCAGAAAAUGAAGAAAUUAAUUCAUUAAAUUGGAAUGAUUGUAUGGAUCCAUAUUCUAAUAUUUCUAAUUUUAUUGCUUAUGAAAAUAAAAUAAAUAUAGAUGUAUUUUUAUAUAAUCAUAAUUAUAUAAAUAGAAUAAACAAUUGUUUGUAUUUUAAAGGAGAUAUAAUAAAUAUUAUAAAUAUGGAAAAAAGAAAAAUAGCAAACAAAAUGAUUAAUUCAGAUAUGCCUAUCCAAGAUAUCAAUAUGCACAUAGUAAAAAAUAUUAUAUGCACUGACACAUUCAAUUUAGAAGAAAAUCAACAAAAUAGUUAUAGCUUUAUCCAUCCAAAUAAUUAUUUUUUUAAUAAUAUUGAUUCAUUUAAUUUAGUAAAAGACGAUAUUUUUAUAUUUAACAAUCUUAGCAUAUUUAUAGGAGAUAUUGUACAAGAACAACUUGUAGACAAUUUUUUUUUGAAAUAUAAAGAACUAUAUAGUUCAUGUUUUGUGAAAAAUGUAGAUGAAAAUGUAGAUGAAAAUGUAGAUGAAAAUGAUGAUGAAAAUAAUGAUGAAAAUAAUGAUGAAGUGGGCAAUCCGAAAAAAGAAACAGAAAUUAUUAGGCCUAUUGAAGAAAAUCUUAAAUUAAUUAAAGAAAAAAAAGAAAAAGAAAAAGAAAAAUUUUUAGAAACAGAACAAAUUGGAAUGCUAAAUAAUGUUUACGGAUCAUCAGUAAAUAUAGGUGAGUAUGUAAAAAUAAAAAUGAUUAUAAAAAGAAGUAAAUUAGAAAUUUUAAAAAAUAAUAUAAUAAUAUGUGGAGGGUUACAAAGUUAUGACGAAAAUAAUUCUAUAAUACAUUGUAGAAUUAAAAAACAUAGAUGGUUUCCUAAAGUUAUGAGGUCAAACGAUCCCUUAAUAUUUUCAGUGGGAUGGAGAAGAUAUCAAAGUAUACCUAUAUAUUCAAUAAAUGAACGAAAUAAUGUUAGAAUAAGAUUUUUAAAAUAUACAACAGAACAUAUGCAUUGUAAUUGCACAUUUUAUGGACCAUUAGCUGGUGUAAAUAGUGGAAUAUUAGCAAUCUAUAAUUAUAAAAAAAUUCCAUUUUAUCGUAUAUGUAUAAAUGGAAUUAUUUUAGAAACAAAUAACAAUAUAAAUAUUAUGAAAAAAUUAAAAUUAAUUGGAGAGCCAUAUAAAAUAUUUAAAAACACAGCUUUUGUCAAAAAUAUGUUUAAUUCAGAUUUAGAAGUUUGUAAAUUUAUUAAUUGUCCUGUUAUUACACCAAGUGGAAUCAAAGGCCUUAUAAAAAAUAAAAUAAAUGAUAAAGGUGAUUUUAGAUGUACAUUUUCUGAUCAAAUAAAAAAAAGUGAUAUAGUUAUAUUGAAAUUAUAUGUAAAUAUUUCUAUUAAAAAAUAUUAUAAUUAUGAUAUAGAAAAUAGAUUAAAAUCUAUAAAUGAAUUAAGAUAUAUAUAUAAUAUAUAUGUUAAUCAUUCUAAUGGAUAUAGACAAAUACCUUUUAGACAUUUUUAUCAUAACAAAAUUUAUGUUAAACCACAACUAUUAAAACAAUUACCAUUUAAAUCGAAACCUAAAUUAUUUAAAAAAAUUGAUCAUGAAAAUGAUACACAAAAAAAUAAUAAAAAAAAUGAUGCAAUUAAUUUUAAAGCUUUAGAAAAUCCUAAAUUAGCUGCUAAAUGGUAUCAAAUGUUACACUCAAUUAAAAAAAAUAUUAUUUUAAAGAGAAAAGAAAAAUCAAAAUUAUCAUAUCAUAAAAAAUUAAAAACAAAAAUCAAAAUUCAAGAAGAAAAAGACAAAGUUGUAAAACAGAGAAAAAAAACUUUGUACAUAAAAAAUCGAAAAACCAAAUAG